Pieris macdunnoughi is the source of this 270-nucleotide messenger RNA. Lineage: Eukaryota; Metazoa; Arthropoda; Insecta; Lepidoptera; Pieridae. The record is from the annotation of a GenBank genome assembly.
AUGACAAUUUCCCAUGAGCCAAACGCUACUUUCGCCGAGCUGGUCAUCACCAACGUUAAGGCUGAUGAUGAAGGAGUGUACCGUUGCGAGAUCACCUAUCUGCAGGUCGGCGAGGACUGUAACACCGUGCAAGUCACCGACUUUCAUACUUACAUGAUUCAUUCCGGACCGGACCUUAUUUGGCCUCAUGUCGCACAUGCUCAAUAUCCACCAUCCACAAUAUCAUCUACUGUAGUAGUGUGCAAUUUUCAUUGUCUCAUACGUAUUUAA